CCGCAUCAUCAUCACUGGGCGGGACCGCGGUGGGUCGAGCUUCGCGCUGCCAGCAGCUGAGCACUUCCGCCGGGGGUCAGGUUUCGCCUCUCUCCGUCAUUCGGCAUUUAAAUUGGGCUGCAGGACAUCAGCUGCUGCCCCACUCCGCUUUGCUGCGUGAUAGAAAAAAAAAUAACGCCUAGCGCCAGCAGAAACAUUUGGCUUUUAAUUUAUUUUUUUUGCCUCGGAAGCAGCAGAAUUACCUGCAGACCCUGAAGAGGUUCGGGUUGUUUUGGAGCAGAAGAGCUGCAGAAGCUGAACAAUAACGGUGGAUGCACACUGACAGACAGCCACAUCAUUUCUGGGACUAACUAUUGGAUCAGACUGAAUAGCGGUAACGGUGCGCUGUGCCAGAGUAGAAUAAAUACGUUUUUCCAAGUGGAGUUUGUUUACUGAUGCAGAUUAGUAAACAACAACAACAAAAACAAACUCAUUCAAAGCAGUGUUGGGUAGCAUUAGUGGCCUGGAGCUGGAAGGACCAAUGAGACCGAUCAGGGAGCGCGUUUGAAUUGUAAUAAAUAGAUAAGCUGUGUAAUUGAUUUUAGUUGUAGCACAAAAUGAAAUAACCUCCAGAUUAUUUCAUCAACUUUAUUCAGUGCAGGUUAAACGUUGACAUUUAAUUUGCUUGAUCACUUUGUGACAUAAAUUAACUUUGCAUAAUAUUUUUGUUAGUAUUGGUUUUGUCCAUUUUUUUUUUUUUAGAUUUUUCUAUACAAAAAACCAGAUCUGUCUUUUUUAUUUUUGGUCAUAUAUUCAAAAACAUCUCCCUACGCUUCAUGUCUGAACCUGCAUGUUAGGAAAAAGCUGAACACGCUGACCUAUCCCGCUGAUCUUCAAGUUAUUUUUUUAAUUAUUUUUGGCUUUCCCCCCUCCACCCUCACCCUAAAAGUUUGUGAAUUAGUCCAACAGUAGGAAAACUGCAGCAAUGUUCAGCUGGCUUGGAACCGAUGACCGGAGGAAGAAGGAGCCAGAAGUUUUUCAGACGGUCAGUGAUGGACUGAAAAAACUCUACAAGACCAAACUCCUGCCGCUGGAGGAGAGCUACAAGUUCCAUGAGUUUCACUCUCCGGCACUGGAGGAUGCUGACUUUGACAACAAACCCAUGGUCCUGCUGGUGGGGCAGUACUCCACUGGAAAGACGAGCUUCAUACGCUACCUGCUGGAGCAGGAUUUUCCCGGAAUGCGGAUUGGCCCAGAGCCCACCACGGAUUCUUUCAUCGCGGUGAUGCACGGCGACACCGAAGGAGUCAUCCCCGGGAACGCUUUGGUGGUCGACCCCAAGAAGCCCUUCAGGAAGCUGAACGCGUUUGGAAACGCUUUCCUGAACAGGUUUGUGUGCGCCCAGCUACCUAACCCUGUGCUGGAAAGCAUUAGUGUGAUUGACACGCCAGGAAUUCUGUCUGGAGAAAAACAGAGAAUAAGUCGGGGCUAUGACUUUGCUGCUGUCCUUGAGUGGUUUGCAGAGCGUGUGGACAGGAUCAUAUUGCUGUUCGAUGCCCACAAACUGGACAUCUCUGACGAGUUCUCGGAAGUGAUAAAGGCCUUAAAGAACCAUGAAGACAAGAUCAGAGUCGUCCUGAACAAGGCGGACCAGAUCGAGACCCAGCAGUUGAUGAGAGUGUACGGUGCCUUGAUGUGGUCACUGGGAAAAAUAGUCAACACACCCGAGGUGAUCCGCGUCUACAUCGGCUCAUUUUGGUCUCACCCGCUGCUGAUCCCUGAUAACAGGAAGCUUUUUGAAGCAGAGGAGAAGGAUUUAUUUAAGGAUAUCCAGUCUUUACCCAGAAAUGCGGCACUUAGAAAACUCAAUGAUUUGAUCAAGAGAGCAAGACUUGCCAAGGUCCACGCCUACAUCAUCAGCUCUCUGAAGAAAGAGAUGCCAUCUGUGUUCGGGAAGGAGAACAAGAAGAAAGAGCUGAUUGCCAGUCUGGGAGACAUUUACAAGCGCAUCGAGAGAGAACAUCAGAUCUCACCUGGAGAUUUCCCUAACCUGAAGAAGAUGCAGGACCAGCUCCAAGGUCAGGACCUCACCAAGUUUCAGCCUCUCAAACCCAAACUUCUGGAGGCAGUUGAUGACAUGCUGGCCACCGACAUUGCUAGCUUGAUGGUGUUGGUUCGCCAAGAGGAAACCCAAAAGCCCAACGCAGUGGUGAAGGGCGGGGCAUUCGACGGCACUCUGGACGGUCCGUUUGGGCACGGAUACGGGGAGGGAGCCGGCGAAGGCAUCGACGAGGCAGAGUGGGUGGUUGCCCGCGACAAACCUGCGUACGACGAGAUUUUCUACACCCUCUCCCCCGUCAACGGAAAGGUGACUGGAGCCAAUGCGAAGAAGGAGAUGGUGAAGUCAAAAUUGCCCAACACAGUGCUGGGAAAGAUCUGGAAGCUGGCAGAUAUCGAUAAGGAUGGGAUGCUGGAUGACGAGGAGUUUGCUUUGGCUAAUCACCUGAUUAAGGUGAAACUGGAGGGACAUGAGCUGCCCUCAGAGCUGCCUGCACACCUGGUGCCUCCUUCCAAGAGGAAAAUACCCGAGUAAAAAAAGGAGAAUAGAUUCAUGCCCAGAGAAAACUGUAACUGGAGGACUUCAACAUAAAAAUGUACAAAAAAAACAAGACAUCAGUCGUCCAGUUCUGUUGUUUCUGUCAUUCCAAUGUCUUCAAAGCAUUACAACUUCCAUCAAAUUGAAACUACUUAAUAUAAACCGAUUUUUGAACAUUCGUACAAUUUGACAAAAUUGCCGCUUUUGUUGAAUUUAGCCUGCAAAUAUUUGAACAGUCCCAGAAAGCUUUUAUUAGAGCCUAACAAAACAGUUAAAACAGUAGAAUAAAAGUAGGCGUCAAAUAUGUAGGUGCAGUCAAUAGAUAAUAAAAUACAACAUAAGCACUGGGAUACAGAAAGUGUAACAAAGGGAAAAUGCUUCAUUUACUCCUUUUUCCUUAGCAAUAUUAUAACAAAGUGAAUUCCAGUAUUUCACAGCACUUGUUCUGUCUGGUACUGUGUUAAUUUGAGUUUUCCAGGCAUGAAUAAAUUUUCUGGUCUAUGUUUAAGGGUGACAUAAAAAUUAAAAAGGUUUCCUGUAAGGCGGAAGAAUACCCAAAAGCAACGAUGGCUAUCACUUCAAUUUGCUGCAGCACCUGGAUUAGCUUUUUUGUUGAAUAAUCAAAAUUUGAAUUAGAGAAUAUGAAUUUAGUUAUUUUUCUUUCUUUUUGUGAUUUGUAAGCUGUUUUGAAUCUCAUUAACAUGUUCUGAUACUGUGACACUAAUAACAAUCUACAUUACGUUUUGUUUGGACAGAGACUGAAUAUUGAAUGUGCAGAUGCUUGUUAUUCCUCCGUAGAUUUGUCUUGGCCAUUGUAUGUAUGUAUGUAUGUAUGUAUGUAUCUGUUUGAAAACGCAUAUCAGUGUUAACAUUUGCAUUUUUAUUUUACAUCUCACAAGCUACUGACUUGGGAAAUUUUCCAGUGAAUGAUUACAAAAAUGGUCCAAUAACAUCCUGAGUGAAGCUAGUAUUUAUCAUUUUGUACAAAGUGUAUUUCAAACCAUUUAAAAAUAUCUCAUGCCAGCAGACUUUACUUUCUGAAUCGUGUAUCUCGCUGAAAGAAACAUACAUUACAGUAUUUCUAACAUUAGCAUAAGCGACGUUUAUAGCUUCUCAUAGUUUCUAAUUGGUCAGUAAUGAAAUGAAAUGACCAUAUUAGAUUCAAUUCCAUUUUAGCCAGAAAUCCUUAAAAGUUGUAAGAAGAGUAAAGGGGUUACAUAAUAACUCAAAGUAAAUAUUCCCACUUCUCUGCUUCUCGGUGUUCUUCAUACCCAUUUGCAGUUUUAAAUCUCAAGUUAUCGUCAUUCUAGCUUUCUUCAAAUCUUUAUCCAAAUCAAGUCUGGACUUUGGCUGAGGUAUUCCAAAACAUUAUUAUAUUACUACAGCUCAGAAGAAACAAGUUGAUGAAAUUAAAAGAUGGCGCUAGCCCUUAAUCUGCAAAGGAAAGGAACUAUGAACAAUUUUUGCCUCAACUGUGCAAACAAAGCAUAACAGCAUUCCAUCAACUUAUUGUUGGAAAGGUUUGGACCUGAUUGGCUGUGCAGUUUUUCUUUUCUUUUUUUUUUUUUAGUCCUGAUUUCUUAAUUAAUCAUGCUACCAAGAUAACAGCAUGUUGCUUCCUGAGAUGUUUGUGCUGCAACUACAGAAAUACUCUAUUAAUCUACUAGUGACUGGUUUUAUGAAGAAACUCUAACCACAUCAUUUACACUAUAGUUUCAGAUGGCUGGAAAGUAAUCAGCAGCAUGCUUUUCUCAUUACAUCCCUGUAUGUCAUCAGAUAAAUGCAUUCAUUUGAAUAUGGGAAAAGUGUUUGUUGAAUGUGGAUUGCAAAACCCUUCAGUGGUUUUCAUGUGUCUGUGGGUUGCAACAUGAAAUAAGUGGCGUCACUGGUGUUUUCAGUGUGUUUUCUGUUUGUCGGAUGAUGAUGCAUUGCUUCAGUGUGUACCUCACUGCUUUUCUGUCUUCAGAAAAAGUUUGAACAUGGAAUAAAAAUCAUCUUCAACUGCUUCA
This is a messenger RNA of Xiphophorus couchianus (Monterrey platyfish), 4584 nucleotides long. It is a transcript of the gene ehd3, whose product is annotated as EH-domain containing 3. Gene Ontology annotation, biological process: endosomal transport; endocytosis. The transcript has 8 exons. Gene Ontology annotation, molecular function: GTP binding; calcium ion binding; protein binding. Gene Ontology annotation, cellular component: cytoplasm; plasma membrane. Bases 965 to 2572 code for a protein of 535 amino acids. Lineage: Eukaryota; Metazoa; Chordata; Actinopteri; Cyprinodontiformes; Poeciliidae. The record is from RefSeq and is a predicted model, not a curated record.